CGCGGCAACGUCCUACGCCUCGGCCCGACUCGAAAUCGUCCUCGCUACGCCGUCAAACCCAAUCAACGUGUGGCAUUGGAUAGUCGUGCACCGCGAAACACCGGCUCACUAUCACACAGCCCGCCGUGCGUAUUCUGCAACUUCGCGCGCGCCGCUCGUCACCUCAGUGAGGCCGUCAUAAAACUUCGAUUUGGACAGUUUUAUUGCUUUCGGCCACGUGUCAGAACACAGGUUUCAGUGUUGUGUUUGUAGGGCCGUUAUUAGCGGAGAUAAACCCUAAUUUAUGGCCUUCUGAGGAGCCGCAUGGACCUGUUUCACGGCCCUUGGUGUUGACCAGUGACUACCGUCAAGUACACGUUGGAUUAGAAUGUAAAUAUCGCAGUAGCGGAAAAUACGUGUGCACGAACCUUCGAAAAUGAGUUCUUAUCAGUUCGUGAAUUCUUUGGCGCAGUGUUACGGCCAGCAACAGGCUCGGCCUGGGGGUGAACCGUCAGCUCAUCAGAGUUCCACUCCAGGAAGCGAUUACUACAAUCCGAACGCGACAGCGACCUCAAGUUAUCCCCCGGCUUGUUACUCUCCUCCUCAAGUAACUCCACAAUAUCCCCAGCAUCCCUACGCCGCUCCAGCUCCUGGACAUGGCUUGCAACCCACAAUGGGUGAUUACACCCAGCUCCAACCCCAGAGACUUGGAGGAAAUGCUCCAAGCAGUCACAUGCACCACUCAAACGCAGGCACUCCAAGUCCUGCAGUUUUAAACCCUUCUGCUAGCUGCAAAUACGCAGAUACUACCCCAACAUCAAAUGUAUCUUCUCCCCAAGACUUGAGCACAAAUGGCCCUCCUAACGCCAGGAAUUCGCCUCCUUUGAGCAACACGCAAGCAACAAGUAACAGCAAUUCCACGAUAACCUCGAAGAGCUCGGGGUUAACGUCGCCUUUGUCUGUUAGCACCUCUCCAUCAGGAAAGGCUGCAGCAAAUUCGACAGUGUCGCAGAAUUUGUCGUCGCCAGCUUCUAGCACUAGUUCUACUUCGAGCAACGAGAAGCCAAGCAGCAACAAUAACAAUUCGAAGAGUCCCACGAAUCCUCCACAGAUCUAUCCUUGGAUGAAGAGGGUACAUCUUGGACAAAGUACUGUAAACGCCAACGGUGAAACGAAGAGACAACGGACUUCUUACACCCGCUAUCAGACGUUAGAACUGGAGAAGGAAUUCCAUUUCAAUCGUUAUCUGACGAGAAGGCGUAGGAUCGAGAUAGCACACGCUCUGUGUCUGACAGAACGACAGAUAAAAAUAUGGUUUCAGAACAGAAGAAUGAAAUGGAAGAAGGAACACAAGAUGGCCAAUUUCCACCUGGCUUCUCUCCAGGAUGAAGGAUAUGCAUUCCAUCAAGCAAUGGGGAUGGGUGGCAUGGGACCCAUGCAGCGUGGCUUGUACGCGUGCGGCAGUCCCUACAGCUAGCCAUGGGCCGCCUAUAACGGAGACUGCGGCCCUUCGUAGGCCCCCACACGGAUCCCUGGGUAGUCUCCGGUCUGUAGACGUCAACACGAAAACAGGGUUCUGAUCGACACGACAAAAUGGGAAUAUCACGAGUUGUCCGACAAAAAGAGAAAUGUGGCAACGAUGCUUCGAUAGUAUUGGUCAUAGGUCAUAUGGUAAAAAGGGAUAUAUAAAAUAUGGAAGUAAUUUAAUAAUAAUAGGUGUAUUUAUAACCAAAAUAGAAAGGGCAGGUAGAAAUUUAAUUUGAAAUUUAAGUACAGGAAACGUGAUGUUAUGAUGGUGAGUAGCGAUAGACAGGUUUUACAGUUUUUGAAGCUUAUCGUUAUCGCUAAAUUCAACCUUAGAUUGAAGGCCAGCAUUGAUGCUGUGAUAUCUGGCGUCCAAAAACCUAAGCUUGGUUACUUUCCUCGGAUGACAGAACGUUCUUUUUUUGUUAACUCGGAGUCUAGAUUUCUGGCAAUUUGAUAUUCUUAUUUAUUUUCAACUCUUGGCUGAAAGAAAUACAGUACCUAAAAACUAGAUCCACAUGUAUUUUCUACACAAAUAUACAGGAUGGGCAUUAAACCCUUCAGUUGUUCUAGGUAAUUUCAACAACUUUCCUCAAAUCUCAAAUAAUACAGUGUAGACUGUAGGAUGUACAAUGCGCAAAACUUCAUAUAAUUAAAGUUAACAGAUUUUAGACAAGCUUUAUAUUCCAAUACUCGCUUUGCUCACCAAAGGGGUUGAUUUACUUAGGAAACAGUUUAUACAUUCUGUUUAUGAGCAGAAUUUAUUCGAAUUAUUGAACUCUAUUUUGUUUUUCAUUUUGUUGUUUAUCAAUUAGUUUCUUCAUGGCUGAAACCUGUUUGAUAUAUUUGUAAUAUAUCAAAUAUUCGAGUCAAUUGAAUUCAAGAAACAAUUAAUAAGUCUUGAAUGAUUUUAAAUCCAAUGAAAAGCAAAAUAUUGGAACAAAAAUAUGAAUCCCUAAUCCAUGUAUAACAUUGAAUACCCAUAUUUCUCUGAUGCCAUAUGACCUAUUAUUGAAGAGACUCUUAUGUAUUUGAGUAAUGAGAAAAAAAUUAUUUGAAUGAGUUCCCCCUCCAUCAAGUGUCUCAGAUCCUUCGUUUUGACAGAUGCAGAUGCUCAUCUCAAACAAGUGCCAAUAGACAUUUCGGUGAUAUUGGUUAAAACUAAAAACAAUCAAUGUGAAGGUUAUUUUAUAAGUGAAGAAGGACUUAGUUUUGAUAAAGUGAUCAUCAAGUAAUUUCCAAUUAUCCGCAAUAUUAACAAUUUUCUAACCGUUUUUUUGUUUUGCUCACAUGUUAUCUUUUUUUCACCAAACCUUUUCCUGUCCGAUCCUGUGCAAUAUUGUUAAAAAUUGAUUGUUCCUCGUUCAUUAAUGCAGACUUUUUGAUAUGGUCGAAUUGAUACUGUGAAAAUUCUUAACUUCGCUCACUAAGAAUUUAGUUGAAAAGUGUGAUUAAAUUAGAGUUUUAGGUAUUGUUAGUGUAUAUAUUAGAUGAGAGACCCACACUCGACUACUGUAAAUAAAUUGCCACUUAUAAUUUAAGUUAUUAUAGGGAUUAUUGAGCAAUGGCUGACUCACUGUUGUAAAUAUUAUCAAAUUUAACUAUAUAAUGAAAAAAAAAAGAUCAACAACUCGAAUUUCAUUGUAAUCGGAAUUUGUACUAUUUGAUGCGAGUUGUUUGUAUCAAAAUACACUUAUUUUGUUCAUUCUGAAUUAGACUAUGAUGAGAAACACCGUACUGAUAAGUGGAAAUGUAUAUUAUGUUAUGUAUAUUUGAGCUCAAUAUUGUUUUCUUAUUAAUUUUAUUUGUUGCUUUAUUUAUGUAUUUGUUAUUGUGUGUGUGGCAAGCGUACAAACUAGAUUGUAUAAAAUCCUACUAUUUACUGUUGUAAUUGUCCAAUAUGAAUAAACUAUUAAUUCUA
Molecule: messenger RNA, 3424 nt
Organism: Harmonia axyridis
Lineage: Eukaryota; Metazoa; Arthropoda; Insecta; Coleoptera; Coccinellidae
Gene: Cx
Product: homeotic protein Sex combs reduced-like
Exons: 3
Coding region: 416-1456 (346 amino acids)
Biological process (GO): regulation of transcription by RNA polymerase II; anterior/posterior pattern specification
Cellular component (GO): nucleus
Molecular function (GO): DNA-binding transcription factor activity, RNA polymerase II-specific; RNA polymerase II cis-regulatory region sequence-specific DNA binding
Source: RefSeq, a predicted model, not a curated record